Messenger RNA from Nylanderia fulva, 1124 nucleotides. Lineage: Eukaryota; Metazoa; Arthropoda; Insecta; Hymenoptera; Formicidae. The record is from RefSeq and is a predicted model, not a curated record.
UUUAGCACAUUUAAACGAUGCGUGUUCUACAAUUUACUUUUAAACUUUUGACAAUUAUUGGAUGUUGGCGACCGGAGUCAUGGUCAUCAUUGUAUUUGCGCAUUGUUUAUGACACGUAUACAGUUUUUAUGGUUAUAUUACUGUACACAUUUUUGAUAUCGCAAUUUUUGGACAUAAUUUGGAAUGUCAAGACUGCCGAAGAAUUCACUGAAAAUUUCUACGCUACAUUGGCAUCGGUCGUUUCGUGCUCCAAAAUGCUUAGUCUGCUGGUAAAUCGAAAUAACAUUAAUACAUUAACCAAUAUACUUAUCGAAAAACCAUAUAGGCCAUUGGAAGGUGACGAGAUAAAAAUUCGAUAUAAAUUUGACAGGCUGAUACAUACUAACACACUCUGCUAUACGAUACUGGUAGAAACAACUUGUGCAUGUAUCUCCAUGACAUCUUUACUCACAGAAUUUAGAAAAGGAAACUUGACAUAUAAAGCAUGGCUGCCAUAUGAUUACCAUUCCUCUACCAUUGUGUUUUGUCUCACGUACGCUCAUCAACUUAUUAGCUUGACAGCCGGAUCGCUCGUCAAUGUGGCCUGCGAUAGUCUCAUUUGUGGAUUGUUGGUGCAUAUUUGCUGUCAAAUCGAGAUUUUAGAGUGCCGACUUAGCAAAUUAUCCAAUGAAUAUAAUAAUCUUCGCGACUGUGUACGUCACCACGACGGUAUAUUUAAAUAUGCAUUCAAAUUGAACAGCAAGUUCAAAAUGACUAUCGCUAUGCAAUUCAUCGUAAGUACGAUGGUGGUAUGCUCCAAUUUGUAUCAGAUGUCUAAAUCAUCAAUAAAUGCGAGUUAUCUUCCCUUACUGCUGUAUAUGUCUUGCAUGUUGACACAAAUUUUUAUUUAUUGUUGGUAUGGAAACGAAGUAAAGUUAAAGAGCACUCAAUUAUUGAAUAAUAUUUUUGGAAUGAAUUGGCUUGCACUGAACAAAGAUCUAAGAGAAAGCCUAUUAAUAAUUAUGAAUCGCACAAUAAUACCAAUCGAAUUUACCAGCGCUUAUGUUCUUUCCAUGAAUAUUGAUUCUUUCGUCGGGUUGCUUAAGACCUCAUACUCGGUUUAUAAUUUAUUAAAACAAGUGUAA